AUGGCUUGCUGUGCAUUACAAAUCACCGGGCUAAUAUUCGGAGGUGUGGGCAUGGUCGGGACUUUGGCAGCUGCAGUUAUGCCACAAUGGAGAGUUUCUGCCCACAUUGAGAGUAACAUCGUGGUGUUUGAGACUAUCUGGGAAGGACUGUGGAUGAACUGCGUCAGUCAGAUGGGCAUCAGGCUGCAGUGCAAAUUCUACAAAUCUAUCCUGGCUCUCCCCCCAUCUUUAGAGGCAUUCAGAGCCCUCAUGUGCAUUGCGGUGCUCCUGUCAAUCAUUGCCUUUUUGUUGGCCAUUGUUGGUGUGAAGUACACUCGCAGGACCAAGGAGAAUCCCCAGAGCAUCAGUAUCUUCAUCCUGGUAGCUGGAAUUGUCUUUCUCCUGACGGGCAUCCUCAUUCUGAUCCCCGUGUCCUGGACUGGUGGCAGCAUCAUUCAUGACUUCUAUAAUCCAAAAGUCCCUACACCACUGAAACGAGAACUGGGAGCUGCUCUCUAUGUGGGCUGGGUGAGCGCUGCACUUCUCAUCGCUGCGGGAGCAAUGUACUGUAGUUUCUGGUGCUGGGCUGGUAAAUUCCCAAAAUCCAGGUAUCCAUCACUUUCCCCCAACAGAUUGCACAAACCUGCCUCUGCAGGAGGGCCAUCCGUAAGCAUGCAGGCAUAUGUGUAG
This is a messenger RNA of Cygnus atratus (black swan), 669 nucleotides long. Its product is annotated as claudin-8-like. Gene Ontology annotation, biological process: bicellular tight junction assembly; cell adhesion. The record is from RefSeq and is a predicted model, not a curated record. Gene Ontology annotation, molecular function: structural molecule activity. Gene Ontology annotation, cellular component: plasma membrane; bicellular tight junction. NCBI's taxonomy places the organism in Eukaryota, Metazoa, Chordata, Aves, Anseriformes, Anatidae. Bases 1 to 669 code for a protein of 222 amino acids. The transcript has a single exon.